ACAACAUUGCCCUCCUCUCUCAAUUAGAGACCUUAAAAGACUGAAACCCACAGCUAAGAGAGAAGCUGGGAAGAAAGUUGCAGAGAAAAUGGUUUAAUAUCUUAAUAUCAGUGAGUGAGUUGUCUCUGCAAAACCUUACAAAGAAGAGGGUCAAAGUGGUUUUUCAAAACCAUCUUAAAACCCACACAACAAUAUCUUCUUCAAUCUCUUCCUAAACAAUUUGGCUGUUUGAUUCAUUUUAUUUGUCUGUUUUGUUGAAUGGGUUUAUCACCAGAACACUCAGCUUCAAAUCUUUACUGCUGUGAAGAUGUUGGAGAUUUAGCGACUUGGGAUAAUGAUACAUGGAUCUCUGAUCUUAAUCUACCAUUGGAUUUCAGUGAAGAAAUCGAUGACGAUGAUGAUGUUGAAGAUGAUAAUAACAGUUUGAUUGAUUGGUUAAUCGAUACAGAGAUCCAUCAUAUCCCUUUACAUUAUCUUCAACGAAUCCGUGACCAUUCGAUUGAUCCCAUUUCUCGUCAAAAUGCUAUUAACUGGAUUUUAAAGGUACAUGAACAUUAUCAUUUUAGACCAGUUACAGCGUACCUUACUGUGAAUUAUCUGGAUCGUUUUCUCUCUUCUUAUCCUUUACCAGAUGGGAAUGGAUGGCCAUUACAGUUAUUAUCAGUAGCUUGUUUAUCAUUAGCAGCUAAAAUGGAAGAACUGAAAGUACCCAAUCUAAUAGAUUUACAAAUUUCAGAACCCAAAUUUGUAUUUAAUUCAAGUAUGAUUCUAAGAAUGGAACUUCUGGUAAUGAGUAAUCUGAAAUGGCGAUUACGAUCAGUCACACCAUUUGAUUAUCUUGAUUAUUUCGUUUCUAAACUUCCUUCUAGUUUCGGUUCUCCUCGUAACGUUUUUUUCACCCGUACUUUUUCUCGUGCAUCAGAUCUUAUUUUCGGCACGAUUCGAGUGACUGAUUUCUUGAGCUAUUCGCCAUCGAUAAUAGCUGCGGCUGCUGUGAUUCUUGCUUCUGGUGGCGGCAUUGACUUAUCGGUGGCGGAGGAUCAGAAAUCGGUGACGUACUAUGAUAAAGUUAGCAAAGAAGUGGUGAGAGGCUGUCAUCAACUAAUGAAGGAGUAUUUGGCAGCUGACACAUGUACAUUAGGUGUUGUUGAGAGCGUGAGAUCUGAAUCAGGCCCACUUCAGACUCCGGUUAGUGAUGUUAAGCACGUGAAAUCUCAAUCGGGGCCACCUGAGAGUCCCAUUGGAGUGAUUGAUGCUGCGGCCUGUAAGAGCUGUGACACUCACAAGUCCAAAUCUGAGAAUCCUGAGACCAGCCCUUCUAAGCCAUCGUCAAGCAAACGCAGAAGAUUAGUAUUUGAUACUUGAUACAAUUAUACUUAGAUUCAUAUCAUAUAGAAUCAUAAGAUACAAUCAAUAACCUUUCUCUCGCAUUGGCACGUCAUAUUUCGACCGUUGUUAAAGUGAGGGAAAGGCUAGACCGCGUGUUGGGCCGGGCUCAGGCUUCAUCCGAGUAUAACUAGAAGAAUUCCACCCGUGCCGUGGGCUUUAGAUUCACUGUCCCCAAAGAAAAUUUGGAUUCCUCAGAUUAGGCUCUUCCUCGGAUUAGGCUCAAGUUCCUUUUAACAAACAACUUGAAUAAGUUUUUUAAUUUGUUUUCUUUUAUAGACAUACGAAAUUUUGAUAUAUUUUUUUCAGACUAUAAAUAAUUUUUGUUUUCAUGUAUUUUAUCAGAGAUUACAUUUAACUUGAUUUGUUUUCCAUUA
Molecule: messenger RNA, 1763 nt
Organism: Papaver somniferum (opium poppy)
Lineage: Eukaryota; Viridiplantae; Streptophyta; Magnoliopsida; Ranunculales; Papaveraceae
Product: cyclin-D1-1-like
Exons: 5
Coding region: 259-1365 (368 amino acids)
Biological process (GO): regulation of cyclin-dependent protein serine/threonine kinase activity; mitotic cell cycle phase transition
Cellular component (GO): cyclin-dependent protein kinase holoenzyme complex; cytoplasm; nucleus
Molecular function (GO): cyclin-dependent protein serine/threonine kinase regulator activity
Source: RefSeq, a predicted model, not a curated record